This is a messenger RNA of Sceloporus undulatus (fence lizard), 15873 nucleotides long. It is a transcript of the gene TET1, whose product is annotated as tet methylcytosine dioxygenase 1. The transcript has 11 exons. Gene Ontology annotation, molecular function: DNA 5-methylcytosine dioxygenase activity. Bases 346 to 5034 code for a protein of 1562 amino acids. Gene Ontology annotation, biological process: oxidative demethylation; positive regulation of transcription by RNA polymerase II. Lineage: Eukaryota; Metazoa; Chordata; Lepidosauria; Squamata; Phrynosomatidae. The record is from RefSeq and is a predicted model, not a curated record. Gene Ontology annotation, cellular component: nucleus.
GCAAGCAAGGCUUGCUGUGCUGCUGCUGCUGCUGGUGGUGGUGAUGGUGGUGGGACUGCUCCCGCUUGGUGCUCUUCCUCUUGCUCUUGCUGCUCCUCCUUUCCCCAAACACCAUGACAAUAAUACCCCAAAAGCAGCGUGAAGGAGUGCUACACUGUGGAGGCUUCUCCUGCAGAAGGAAGCAAGAUGGCUACCUUGUGGCUUUUGCUGUGAAGAAUGCCGAGCCUUAUUAAAACCCGACUUUGAGUGGUGCUAACUGAAAACAAAAGGCCUCAGAAGAGGAAGCAAAGAGUUCUAAAGGGAGAUCUAGAAAACAAACCAGUAAAUGGCUGCAGAGCAGAUCUCAUGGAAUGUGUUGCCUACAGCCAAGGUGAAAAACACAAGUUGAAACCAAACCAGUUACUGCUCUGGGAAAAUGUACAAACAAAUGAAAACGGAAGUAUGACUGGCUUAGAAACGGAGAAGUGGACACAAAAUGAAAAGCCAUCACUUAGUGUCCAUGUGAAUGGUGAUCUCUGUAGAGCUGGGACAAGGAAUGAGAACUCAAAAUAUGCUGAAAAAAAUGCAAAGGUGGUUUAUUCUUCCAGUUUAUUAGAUGAACCCAAAAAAUUACUUGCACAAACUGUUAGAAAUGGCAUUAAAAGCAUACCUUACUCACCAGCAGAAUGUGAUGUAUCACUGAAAAAAACAGACGUGAGCAUAACUGCAGAUCUGGCAAACAGCUGCAAAGAAAGCCACUCAGGUGCCUCUUCGAGUGGCACUGCUGCAUUGAACAAUAACAGCACUUUGCCAGCUGGAACAUAUGGUGCUCUUCCGGAAAAGAAGGAUCAUGUUCUAGCACAGCAGCCAGAAAGCUCUAAUGUCAUUCAGGAAUCUGAGAACUCGCUUUUGCAAACCAAUUCACUUACAAAUCUGCAGGACAAGCCACUUCACACUCCUGUGAUUGAAAAAAGUGGCUGUCUUGAUGAUGGUGCUUCAAAUAUUCCAAGAAAAGAUCCCCAAUCUGAAGAUUUGUCACUCCAGUCGACUUUUCUAUCUCUUAUUAAAAAUCGAAAUUUAACUGUGGAACAGGUGGUUGCAAUUGAGGCGUUAACACGUUUGUCAGAAGUCCCUUUGGGAGCUCCUUUGCCAGGUAAAACUGAAAGAGUUCAGUGUACAGAGCAGCAAAUCCCACAUUCACUGAACAAUUACAAAAAGGAUAGCUCUUGUUCCUUGACAACUUCUACAUUGAAAGCACUGAAAGGGACUUCCUCACAAAAAGAUCAUCAGCUCUUUCCUCAUGUUCCUCAACAAAGAAAAAUCCUUCCUAGGAGUUUGCUUUACAAUGGUCAAGGUGCUAUUUCUGAAUUUUCCAAUAAAUCCCCAGGUCCAUCUAGUUUAUUGCGUCGAUUACAUUGCUCCCCAUGGGAUGGCAAACCUUUCUCUACAUUGGUGUCUGGUGGAAAUUCAGGCCAUACUACCAAGAAAUAUCCUCUCCACCAUAAAGCUGCCAUUGGUCCAUGUACCAAAAACUCAAGUACUGUCAAACAAUGGAGAAACAAAGUUGAGAUGCUUGGAAAAUGGGAGGGUAAACCUGUUCAUGGCCUAAACUCAAAAAGUAAUUCUGUAAUUAGGGGCAGCAUUCAUAGCCAAGAUGAGAAGGAGGUAGCCACCCAGUUAACUCAAUUGGCAGCAAUAAUUGAAUCAAGCAAAACAAGCCCCGACCAGAAGGCAUCCCUUUUCAGUCGAAUACCAUCUGAUAUGCAAUCAAAACAUAAACAGGAUCAGUGCCUAUUGCAGAAGAAACAAUCAGUGUUUGUAAGGAACAAUUAUGGCUCAUUGUUAGUGAAGCAAAGGCAACCGACACGGAAAAAUGAUAAACCAGUACCAAGGGCAAAAAGAUUGAAAAAGAAGCUUCAGCUAAUGCCUGACCAACAAAAUCAGCUGCAACAGCAGUGCCAACAUAAUGAAUUACAGGACAUACAGAAAAAGCCUUCUCGACUACGCAAGCUUGGUCGGAUUGUUUCACAAGAUACAAAGUUAACUGUUUUGGGGAAAAAACCAAUCAAAGCCAAAGGGCAAAGGGCAAGGAAGCGGAGUAUUUUGCCAGCACAACAAAAAACAGCUGCAUUAUUUCUCCCCAAAACUCAGAUAAUAUUCCACAGGCCUUUACCUGUCUUAAUGCAGGAUAAAAUAAAAGACAAGCUAUUUGGCCAUGAAAUGGUGCCUGAGCACAUCAAAAUGAUGGGCUAUGAUGCUACACAAGGCACCAAUACGCCAAGUGGUGCCCUGCAACAUAGUGGCCUACUCUCCCAUAAUCUUCCGACUGUUUCUCACUUAGAAGCAAAAUCCUAUUUGAACCAAGGAAAUGAAAACAUACAGAUGUUUACAGCAAAAGACAAGAAUUCUCAGGUACAGCAAACUAUGAAUUUGGCUCAGAUGCAUCCUUUGCCUCAGACUUUUAGUCAAACAGCAGGCGACACAUGCAAGGAUAACCUUGUGAAACUCCAACAGCAUGCUGUAGAGAAACAAAAAAGUCAGAAUCUGCAACCAAUUCCCGUUAAUUCUGGUGCUGUCCCUCCAGGGGAUACCAUAGAGGCUCUCAGGAAUGCUGAGUGUGUAAAUGAAACUAAAUUUCCAUCAGGAAGAAACUUGGAAGCUGAGAACCCACAGGAUAAAGGGAAUGCAGGAUGUUCUCCAGUGAAAAACACACUCAGUAGUUUUCUUGAAUCUCCUAUGAAGUUCUUGGACACCCCUACAAAGAAUCUAAUUGAUACACCUACCAAGAAAGGGCAGACAGAUUUACCAUCGUGUGAUUGUGUUGAACAAAUUAUAGAGAAGGAUGAAGGGCCGUAUUAUACACACCUUGGAACAGGACCAAGUGUUGCUGCAGUUAGGGAAAUAAUGGAGAACAGGUAUGGAGCAAAAGGAAGUGCUGUAAGAAUAGAAGUAGUGGUGUACACAGGCAAAGAAGGAAAAAGUUCCCAGGGGUGUCCGAUUGCCAAGUGGGUGAUACGAAGAAGCAGUGAUGAGGAAAAGCUGCUGUGCUUGGUUCGUCAGCGUGCAGGACACCACUGUCAAACUGCUGUCAUUGUGAUACUUAUUUUGGCUUGGGAAGGGAUACCUCACCUUCUGGCAGACACACUCUACAAGGAACUGACUCAAAGUCUCAGAAAAUAUGGCUGUCCUACCAGCCGUAGGUGUGCGCUAAAUGAGGACCGUACCUGUGCCUGUCAAGGUCUCGAUCCGGAAACAUGUGGAGCAUCAUUCUCAUUUGGCUGUUCAUGGAGCAUGUAUUACAAUGGCUGUAAGUUUGCCAGAAGCAAAAUCCCAAGGAAGUUUAGACUUCUCACAGAUGAUCACAAGCAAGAAGAAAAUCUGGGAAAUAAUUUGCAAACGUUAGCUACUGAUGUGGCUCCGCUGUAUCAGAAACUUGCCCCUGAUGCUUUCCAGAAUCAGGUGGAAAAUGAGCAUCUUGGCCCUGACUGUCGGCUUGGGAUCAAAAAUGGACGACCUUUUUCUGGUGUCACAGCUUGUAUUGACUUCUGUGCACAUGCCCAUAGGGACACACAUAACAUGCACAAUGGAAGCACUGUGGUUUGUACUUUAACAAAAGAAGAUAAUCGCACGGUAGGGGUGAUACCAAAUGAUGAACAGCUGCAUGUGUUACCUCUUUACAAAAUUUCACAAACAGAUGAAUUUGGCACAAAGGAGGGGCUGGAAGCCAAGAUAAAAGCUGGGGCAAUAGAGGUGCUUACUGCUUUUCCACGAGAAGUAAGAAGGUUAGCUGAGCCACGCAGACCAACAAAGAAGAAGAAAUCAGAAACAAAGAAGCAAGCUUCAGCAGAAAAGAAGCAUUCUAAACCUGUAAAAGGGAAAAAUGGAGUAUCUGAAAACAACAGUAAAGCUUCACUGAACUUAGGGAACAAAACUAAUACAUUGCAAGCUGGAACAAAAGUGGAGUUUGAUGAUCAUCUUUCAGCCAUAAAACAUACUUCAGACACUACUAAAAAUUGCUGUGUAUUAAAGCAAUAUGCUCCUUCCUCACCUUUAAAGCUGGAUAGUUUACCCCCUUGUUCUCCAUUAACUCACACAGCUGGUGGUAUAAUGCCAUUGACUAACAGUCAACAAGAUUUUUCGAUUCCCUACGGGUAUUUGCAGUGCAGCAGUAACAAACCUCAUAUGGCACCCAAAGGUAAGAACCUUGAUGUGUCCACUAGUGAUCAUACUGGAAUUUCAUUGGAUGAGAAGAAGAAUGACCUGCCCCCAGGUCUAAAAGACAUUGCUGUUUCAAAAUCCACAUCCAACACAGAGAAUCUGCCCCACACACUUGAACAAAAAGUAGUCGACAAGCCAAAUUGUGAAAUUAAGUUAGAAAACUCUCCUGUCUCACAGUUGGGUAAUUCUUGUGAGUCAUUAUCGCUGUUGAAUGCUUCAGAAAAUAUAGUCCGAAAUGAAAUUAAUUCUUCCCAGGACCAUCCAAUGCAGAAAGAUGGUUUCACCCAAAGCCCAAAUUAUGAUUCUGCAGUUGUGGAUACACAGCCAAAUACUGAGCUCCUAAAAUGUACAGAUUCUGAAGAAAAAGCGGAAGAAAUGUGGUCAGACAGUGAGCAUAACUUUUUGGAUAAUGACAUUGGUGGCGUAGCUGUAGCACCAUCACAUGGCUCCAUCCUAAUUGAAUGUGCACGCCGUGAACUACAUGCUACAACUCCUAUUAAAAAGCCAAAUAGGAAUCAUCCCACACGGAUCUCUUUAGUCUUCUACCAACACAAAAACUUGAAUGAACCAAAACAUGGAAUAGCGCUGUGGGAGGCAAAAAUGGCUGAGAAGGCAAAAGAGAAAGAAGCAGAAAAAUUGACCACUGAAAAUAUCAAGCUCCAAACAAGUGGCAGAAGUGCCCAGCAGUCCAAUGCCUCUAGAGAGAUUUUCUGUGAAGACAAUGAAUUCAACCAAAUCCCAUCCCGUCGAGCAUUAACUGUAACUCAUGAUAACAUCAUAACAGUGUCUACUUACGCCCUCACACGGGUUGCAGGGCCGUAUAACCAUUGGGCAUAAGUUUUUAUAGCAACUCUACAACUUUUGCCUUGGAGCAGUGUUACACAAUAAUUCCUAAAGGUGCUGUCAAAGAACAAAGUCUUCUAUGGUUUACUCUUUCUUCAUCUCAACCAUUUUGAAGGCUGAGGUUUAAAAAAUAAUGAUUUUUUUUUCUUAAACUGUGACUUUGUAUAUUUUAACAUCUGGUGAUUCUGAAGCACAUUUUAAGCAAAAAAAAAAGUGUAUUGUAUAGUUAAAUGAUUUUGACUAGGUUAUUAACCCUAAUUGAAUUAUUCAGUUUAUUACCUUUUCAGGAUUUAUACUUUGGUGCUUUGAAUCGUCUGUUUACUACAGAUGGGCUUUUUAUAACGAUUUUAACAGAUAUCACCUUAUUAAGAUGUAAAAUCAAGUUAGACAGUAUUAGCUAUACACAGCUCUUGGUGCUUAAUUACAUUAAACAGUUAAAGAUAAGCUGGUUUUAUUUCUUCAUGGUGCCAUUGCUCCAACAGCUUCCAGUCAGUGAAGCCCAACUUGAGGUUAAAGAACCAAUGAUGAUUUUAUCUGUGUAUAGAUUUUUCAUAUAUGUAUAGUUUGUAUGCGAGAGAGAACCACACAGAUCCACAUACAAACAAUAUCACUAGUGGUGGUUGGAGGUUGUAAGCUGUAAAUAGAUAUAUUAAAAAGCACUUUCUAUUUUUAAAGUUAACUUGAAAUAGUAUAAGGAUAACAUUUGUCUAAGGUUUGUGCAUUCUCUACCAAGAAGUUUAUUUUUUUCUUACUGUGUAGAGUUCCAUAUUGCUACAACAACAGUUCAUAUAUGUUAAAGAUACUUGGUUUUUAGGCUCCCCCCCCCCUCUUUUCCUCAGUGAAAUUUUUGGGUUUUUUUUUAAACAAAAGGCUAAUAAAUGCAGACAGUUCAAUAUGUACAAAUAUAAAUUAGGAAGCAUUUUGUCCAUAUCUGUAUCGCUAUGGUAUUUUGUUGCAAGAAAUAAUUUGCUAUUGUUUAUUUGAGCAAUUAGUACUGUACACCAAUCUCUUUCUAUGUCUGUCUCUCCAUGUGGAGCAUUGAAAGCUACAUACGGAAACCAAAUUUUCCUAGAGCCUCAGGGGUAGAAUUGUUAUGGCAUCUGAAACUGCCUGCCUCUAGAGCUGCCUUAUUAAUAUUCUGGAUUUUAAAAGAGAGACUUCCAGUAUCAGCUGUUUUUGUGCUCUAUUUGAGUUCAUUAAAACUUCUAGAGUGUUCAUCAACUGUUGUCAAUUCAAGAAAGGGUUUAUUAGCAUGCAGCCCAUUCUUAUGCAUGUUUACUCAAAACAAAGUCCCACUGUGUUCUCUGGAGCUUGUUCCCAAGUAAGUUAACAUAGGAUUGCAGCCUUAUUGUAUAAUUUUCCCAUUUCAUGUAAAAAGAGAGACAGUAUCAUCCAAGUAGCUUUCUAAGGCAUUAGUUCCACAAAAUGUUGUACAUAGAAGGGACUAGAACAUGCAGAAAGUCCCAUAUUUAAUCCCAGAUAUCUCCAGUAAAAAAAACAAGAAAUAUCAAUAGGCAGAGGUUCAUAUUGUGUUGUGUCUCUAAAUGUGCAUCAUAACUUGUGAAUUAUGGUCAUCUUUUUUCCUUAAAUGUUUGAUUGAUGCAUUACUUCCCCAAGAAUUGCAGAUAUAGUCUUUAUGAGCUGUUUUGAAGGUACCAGUUCACUCAGACUAGCAAACUGUGGACAUUUCAUCCUACAAACUAACUUCCAAUUUGUAGUUUGUGCCAGAGUUUGCUAUCUCCCUUCAGGAGCUGGAAAGAUUUGCUUUUGUGACUUAGAACUCUCAGAAAUCCCUAUGCCAAUCUCGCCACUGAGUGCAAACUGAGGGAUUUCUAUAACUGUAGUUUAAAAAAGGUAAAUUUCCAAAUUCCAUAUAAAGGUUGCACAGGUUUUUGAUCAAAUGCUUUGGAGGAGAAAAACUGAACAGGCAUAACCAUAGCAAACAGAACUGGCUCCAAGAUGUUCUGCUUGUCUGUGGUGAAGGAUGCGGUGGUACCCUCCCUUUCAGUCUACAGAUAGUUGAACCUUGCUUCAAUACUGGUGGUAGGACAAGAUACUCCACUUGAGCUCUGGAUAGCAGAUUAGUUUAGGAGGCGUAGGGCAAGAUGUAUGGCACACAGAGUGGUGUCCUCCCACUUUGCCAUGACUACCCACUUUCUCUCAGGUGGCCACUUAAUUCUGAAUGAUUCAGCAACCACAAGCUUUAGCAUCAGUCUUAACACGUAUCUUAACAUCUGAAAUCAUACACUAGUAUGUACAUGAAUAGCAUCUCUCCCUGAUGCUGUUGUAUAAUGAGAAGCUGAUAGAAAAAUACUUCAAAUUUUUAAGUGGACACUGACAGGUCUCAUGGAAGGAAGGAGUCUAUAUUCCUAGACAACAGCAUCAGAUUUUUAGUUGACUAGAUGCCUUCAGUUUUAGCUACCCUGAUAAUGUGAAUGCAGGUGGGGAUACUAACAGAUUUAAGUGUUUGAGUCCCAUGGCCAAGUGAAUGAUCUGGAAGCAUCUGUGGUGCCAUAUUAGUUAAGUUAAAGAGUUAAAGAGAGAUGGGACUGAUUAGACCCAUUUGAAUAAAAGGGCAGUGGGAGACUGAUGUAAAUUCGGCUGUGAGGGUUAUGGGAGAAAUAUGUAUAACAGUCUGCCACAGAAAAAGCAGAUUGUGUAGAUCAGACUGUAAUUUCAAAUAUUACAUUAACCAAUUUACCUUGUCUGGAUAGUAGCAUUCUAAACAUCAGGGAACGAUAAACAGACCCUGAAAUAUUGUAGGGUUCUACUUUUCUCCUCUUCUUUUUCUUGGUGAACAAACCAAACAUAGACCCAGUACCAGUGUUGAUAAGAAUUAUGCAUUUCAAUAUGCAGGAGAUACCGGAUUCAUGGUCACUGCACUCUGAAUUAACAUCAUUUAUAUGAACAUUAGUUGUCAUCCAUAAGGUAAAUGCCCCCUGUGGUAAAUUCCACAGCUGUAAACAAGACACUGUCAUUUUAUUAAUAACAUACUUGAUAUUAUAUUGUAGUGGUGCUGUAAUUAAUAAUGUCUAGAUCUGCUCUUUUGCAAAACCUAGACAAGGUGCUUUUAUUUUACUCUCUUUUUUGAAGAUGUCCAACACAGUCGUGUGUUGAACCUGAAAAUGCUUUGGUUGGAGAGGGAGUCGAAAUAUGUGAAUUCUUUAGUUUACUCAGAGGGGUCGAUUGAUUUUUGUUGUGUAGAAAUGCCAAUGGCAAACUUGUCUUGCCUGGAGCUUCUUUGCCUCCAAUCCAGGCUUUGGGAGAACCCCACAAGAGGCUGCAUUCCUGUAUGUAGAGUUCCUCAUGCUCUAGAGAUAACAUGUUGGGCAAAGUAAAGAGUAAGGAUGGGAUCUGGAUCAGAGCUUGGAAGAGUUGGCUUACAGUUCCCAGAAUUCCCCAGCCAGCAUGACUAGUGGACAUACAGGGUGGUUCAAAAAGAAUGGUGCAAAACCGAAUCACUCAGUAUUAGUGUGUGUUUGUGGGAAUCCAGGAGUCAUAGUCCCCCAGAGUAACUUUUCCAAGCUUUGACAUGAAUAAGGAAUGGAUGAGAACCUAAUUUCAGUUCAUUUUUUUACAAGAGUUUACAAUAACUCACAUUUCCUGAGAUGAGAUAAACUUGUUUUUUUUUUAAUUAAAAAAAAAGAACUUGGGAGGAACAAAAAUAGAAAGAUUUGCUUAUUUAGGUCAAGACCAUAGGCUCUUAAAAGUCUAGGUUUGAAUCCAUAUGUAUUCAGUCAUGUUCAGACUAGAUUAGGAUUGCCAGUUCUUUUUUCUUAGAGGCUUCAUCUUCAGUCCCUGUAUGGCAGACAGGCACAAUAUUAUCCUUACCUUGCUAGGAAUAACUGUACCUUUUGAAUUUGGCUGUUGCAAAUGAGAGGUGAUUUCAUUGUAAUUGAUUUUUUAAGAAUUUACUGAAAUUCACACAUUUUUCAUAACCUUGAUGUUAAAAAAAAAUUGAAUGCACAAGAAAGUGAAACUGCUAGAUUUCCCCAUCUGUAGUCUGAACAGUUAGAGACAAUUGGCCCUGUGCCUUUCAGGAGCUAAUAUAUGUAUGUAACCUGGUGCUAUAUUCACGACUGGUGCUAUAUAUCCAACCCAUUAAGUAGACCUUCACCCCCCCACCCCACUCAAACAGCUGAACAAGCAAAAAACAGUUUUUGUUUGCCUACCUAUCUCACUGUAUGUUAAUCCUUUAAGUAUCAUUGAAAUCAAUGGUAUGUAACCAGAUUUCUAUGGGGAGUAAUCCUGUUUACUUUGAUUUGUGUUUCUGAGUGUGAUCCUACAGACUCUUGAGGAAUCUUAUGUCAUCAAAACUUAGAAUUAUGGGUGAAAAUAUUUUAUUACACUCGCUUACCUAACUGUCAGUCACAAUCCAAUACCAUUGAGACCGUUUCUACGGUCUUUAUCAAACAGCUGAUUAAAUCAAUCACUUAUAACAUCCUAAUAAAACAUAUGGGAGGAAGAUGUCAACAUGUUCUACUUAAAAAAACACCUACUCACAUGCUGCAUUUUCCAUAGUUCAAAAAUUUCAGUUAGCUCAAACAGAGGAGUUUGUAGGGAUUGUAAAUAAACUAGAGGUCGAUAUUACACCAUCAUUUUGUAUCAGCAGUUUUCUGCUUCUUGAGUAUCUAUAUACAGUAAAUUGUUAUGGUAUUUUUGUGUGCCUUAGACUUCCAUUUUAAAAUCUGUAUAUAUUUUGUGAGCCUGAGAGUUAAAAAAUAACAGCUGUCUAUACAGUAAGUUGGACUUCAAAUUCCUUCAGUUACUCAUAUGUGGAAAGGUUUUUUAUAGCUGCCGAUUCACUCUUUAUGAUAAUUGUUCUGUAGAAAGAGGACUUCAAAGAAAAGAUCAGCAGAGAAAUUACCAUACCUGCAUAAUUUUAUUUAGUGCAAGAGUGAAUUUUCCCCAGCAACAGGUUUUUAAUAUCUGUGUAAUGGGAGUAUUUCUGUUCCAUUGUAAAUUUCAAUUGUAUCUCUUAAGCAUAAUUACCUCUGAUUGAAAUCAUUGGAGUUUACUUUUCAGUAGGCAUGUACAGGGAUUCCUCUGUUAACAUGUUUGAGGAGCACACCUUUGUAACAAACACAGCAGUUGUGAACUGAAUUUAUUUUGAUUUUCUCUAUAAAUACUGGCCCCCUUAUAUGAAUUUUAAAUCUUGAAACCAAUUAAUUAAGCAUCACCAAAUGCUGAAGGAUCAGAAGAGGCAUAUCUAAUUAUAUUGGCUUAUAUCCAAUUGCUAGUCGCUACAGAAGUAGACCCCCUUGAUUCAGUGGAAGGUACAUAAAUGUUGACUUACCAUUCUGCAUUUGAUUCAGUGAGUCUAAAUGGGAAUACCAAUUAGAUUUAGGCCAGUAUCUUUAAACAGUUUUUUGUCUGCUACAGAAUUUUCACAGAGCUCCUAUAAGAAAAAUGUAUUCUGUUUUAAAAAGAAAGCAAGUUUUAAAAUGACAGUGCUAAAUGGGAGAUGUAUUGGCAGCCUGAUCCAUUAUUUGCAAGUCCAACUGAUUGUAGAUGGUUCCGUUAAUUUCCUUGAGGUAUGUUUCCACAUAACAAGUUUAAGGGGAUUAUAUUACUAUUUUUAGCAGCAUAUAAAAUUUAAUUACGUACAGUCUUUAACCAAAACAUUUAAAAUAUACUAUUGAAAUUAUGAGAAAUGUUUCUGUUCCAAUUUCUCUUCUAUGUUUUAAUUACUUUAGAAUUAAUGUGUAAAAUGGCAUUGCUGCCUAAUAAGCAAUGUAGCAAAUUGUGCUUUAAAUUAUCUGAUGUAACUGCCGUUUGGAGAGCAAAUAUGAACAAGCAUACAUGAAAACUGAGAAUUGGCAACUACUUACUGUAUAUACAAUUGUGUGCUAUUUAUUGUAAUUUCACAAUAUGUAUACUUUUUACAUAGAAAUCAGUGUAAUUUGUGAAUGAGCCUAUAGCUACAGAAGCUAGUAAUGCUACUGUUGUCUUGUAAUAAUGACUCUGGGUUGUGACAAGCAGCAAAAUCCUCCAACUGCUGCAGCAACACAAAUUCCUUUCAAAGCAGUUUGGUCUAAAAUGUCCUAUUGCUUUCAGUGGUAUCUUUCUAGUCUGUCUGGUUCAGGAGUUAGUGAUUAAAAAUGAUAGGAAUACACAUAACCUAAAAGAAAUUGUUAAUCCCAAAUACAGUAGAUCCAUUGAAUUAAUGGAAUCUAUGUAAGUGCUGACUUACCAUUCAGCAAUUGAUUCCAGUAGGUCUACUCCAUCUAGAGUUGGAUUUAGGGCUACAUACAUACAUACAUACAUAUAUUAAUAUGUUAUUUUUCUUAAUCUGCCAUAACAAAUACUCAUUGAUGCUUUCAGAUCUGCUUCUGGCAUAUUAUUCAUUUUGGUCUUCUAAGAGAGGGCAUCUUGUUAGUGUCCACGUUCCUAGUUCAGUUGACAGAGUUCUGUGAAAUGUAAGUGGACUGUAGGCAUUUUGUUUUCAUUUGGAUAAGUGCGGGUGUGCAUGAAGUCUCUGUGUUGUAUCCUUCACUAGUUCAGACUGGAAAGUUCCAGUUGCACUUCAUUAUGUUUUUCAAAACACCACAGUUUUAUAUAGUCAUGAUGUGCUAUAAACUUUCCAUUUGGACAUUAUCUGUGCAUCAUACAGUAAUGAAAGAAAUGGGAACUUUGUAGGACCAGCUUUCUUAAAAUGACAAAAUUCACCUGAAUGUUAUGAAAAAUAGCAUACAUUCCUGGAAUGUUGAGAGUCAACCUUAGAUCUUUUCCCCCUUUCUAACCCCUGCCCUAGGAACAACUCAUGAGGGUCUUAAAUAUUAUUCUCAUAUCCUGCAGGAGCAUUAUAAAGUUAUACAUUAAUAUUCAGGCAACUCAUAGCAGUUUUAACUAACUAUAGAUACUACAUGUUAUCUAUUCUGUGAAUUAGGCUGAUUUCCAUGACCCCAGUUAGGAAAAGUUAAUUAUGCUUAAAUCCCAUUGAAAUUAAUAGGUCUUAAUCAUGAUAUUGGUUUCAUUGGGACUAAAACAUAAUUAGUACUGUUUGCAGCAGGGCCAAUAUUUUAAUGUUUGUUUAUCUGCAUGGCUUCCAAUGUUUGAAUAUUCCAGCAUUUCUUUUUCCCCAUUGUGUAGACUAGAUAAAUAAUUCUUAUGUCUUAGCAUAACAUUGUAUUAUUAGAGACCAUUAUACUUUUAGUUUAUAAUUAAACUGAAUAAUUUCUUUAAAUAUUACCAGUCAUUUACUCGGCAUAUUGAUAUGGUGCUGGUUAACUAGCACAGGGAUAGUUAAAACUUUAUUUGAAUCCAUAUUCAAAUCACAGGGUGAAAUCCAGUUUGGACUUUAUGUAUGCAUACACACACAUGUACACACAUCGUGCCCUGAAUGCUGCUCUGGAAGGCUUCAUUGGCAAGAGGGACUGGUUAGAUAAAACCCAUAGAAUCCAAUGCUACCAUCAAUGAGUGUGGCACUAUAUUUAAAAAAACCUAUUCAUUGUGUCCAAUAACAAUUGUCCUCCUCUAGUUAGGGUUUACUAUUAGAUCAUUCCUUUUUUUCUAAGUGUGGCUUAGAAAUGCUUUUGUAAACUACAGCCUCAGAAAUCUCUUAACCAGCAUGGCCAGUGGUCAUGUACCGGUAUAUCAAAAGUCUAGCCAGUGGUCAAGUUGGCUAGUGAUUUGGGAAGUCAUAGUCUCAAAGAAUAGCUCUGAUCUCUAUUCUUCUUCCAGUAAUUGUGACAUACAGCUUAAGAGACAUCUGUUGUAAAAUGGUCACAGUGUUAUACUUCCUACAUGGGGAUUUUUAAAAAACAUAUGUACAUCUAAGGUCUCCCAUAAUUUAGGCAGAAUCCUGAGUGCAAGGAACUUGAGAAGUAAACACUGAAUGAGUAAGGCAAAGUGAAUAAAAGUUACAAAAGGGAAACAACAUGAGGGCAACUUCCCACGUUAUAGAAUUAGUGGAUAGUAAAAUAUAUCAUGGCCCUGCUUUCAUCUAAUGAAUCAGAUACGUAAUGUUGUAUUUAGCCACAUGUAAAUCAGGGAGUUCGAGUUUGUUGUACUCCCUCACAUAAUUUUAAAAUAAACCUUAUUUUAAAAAAACAUUGCUUCCUCAUAAUUUUUUAUAAUGCAGCUAAUACUGUAUAGUGGUUAGAUGGUGCUAUAGCUAAAAAAAAUGACUCUUGGAAGUUCUUUCACAAAAUCAGGCAGUUGUCUGCCACAUCCAUUGAAAAAAGUGGAAUGUUGGCUAGCAAUAAGCAAUACUACACAGUUUUCACUCUAAAGAUCUGGGGUGGGAAUAAUGAGGCCUCCAGAUGUUGGUGAACAGCAACUUGCAACAGCCUUAGCCAGCAUAACCAACUUUAACAGAUGGUGAGACUUGCAGUCCAGCAACAUCUGGAGGGCCACACAAUUCCUCCCUCUGCUCUGUAUUUUUCUAAAAGUUUAAAUGGAGCUGUACAAUUGGCACAUAUCUAUCUUAACCCUUUUUUAAGAGUAAGCAAUCAAGUGCUGCCAGUGCAUUUAAUUAACAUGAUUCAACACAUACAAAAAUGGUGCUGUUGUAAAUGUAGUCUUGGUUUUAUGAUUAUCUGAAAUAGUGUUGCUGCAUGAAAAAAGUGGUGUCAGAUGUAAUGAACAACAUUUUAUUACAACUUCUUAGGUGUUGAAAACUGAGGCAGAUUUUCACCAGUCCUUUAUAUCCAUCUUGCAGGGUAAACAGGCACUAUAGUAGAAAUGUGUAGCAUUCCUACUUAAUAACAAGAGAUUUGAGUUGAUAAGUUAUGUUCAGUGUGAAGAUUUGCACCUUCAGUGCUGGAGGGAAGUACAGAAAGCCUUAUUAUAAAAGGAAACCAAAAAAGUCAAUUGUGCAAUCUAUAAAGGAUUAUUUUUCUUAUGUUCCUCCACUUUUUUUUUAACCAUAUACAGACCAGUAAGAUCGUACCAUUAUAUUUGUCUUUAGCUUUGGAAAUUAGAAAUCAAAAUUUAGCUCAGGUGGAUGUAGUUUUGGAGUUUAUAGACAUAUCCUACGCUACUUUGCCGACAGAAGGAAUGUGGUUACUGAUUUGUAUCAUGCGAUGGUUAUCCAAGCCAUGAUAUUGAUAGAAUGUGGUAGACUGUGGAUAAUUUCUGCAUCUGGGCAAUGUUUAAUCUAACAGAUGUUUUACAAAUAAUGGUUUUUAUGAUCUGUGCUCUUUGAUCUUUUGAGAUAGCAUAGAAUUUUUAUCCAGUUCCACUCCCUAUUACAGUAAAUGGAAAUAUAUUUGUAGUAACUCUUUCAUACUAAUUACAGAGUGAUUGCUCUUGAGCCUAAUAGUUGUAGUGGGUGGUGUAUGUUCACAGAUCUCUGUAGGACUGACAUGUGAAUGUAGUGGUGCUAGGCAGCAAAAGAAUGAUUGACCCAAGCCUGUAGUUCUGAUAAAUAAACUUUGCAGUUGAAAAGUUACUCUAGAACUGUAUACCUUAGGGAUGGCAUAUGUAUGACCCUCCAGGAGUUCUUGAACAGCAGGCUCCGUGAGCUCGCACUACUGGCUAUGAUGGCUAGGGCUGAUGAGAUUUCCAGUUCACCCAUUUGUGGACAACCAUGCAUUUCUCAUUCCUGGUGUACAUAUUCAAAAAUUGGGGAGAAUUGAUUUUUUGAACAAAGCUACUUUACAUACUAGUUCAGUGGUUGGAUUCUGAGAAGUCACUGUCUACAGAAUUGCCUAUGAGCAAACUGGAUCCAACAAUCAUUCACAUAACAGAAUAGCCAUUCACACAACUGUUUCUAUAUGCAGUCACAUACAUUAUGAAUAGUAGUUGUGAAAUUGAUCAACUCUUCCUGUUGUCAGUAGAAGUUUCACCUUAGCAAAUAUUACAUUGCUAAAAAAUAAAUUAGAAUUAAAAAUUGUAGUGAUGUAGUUGAGGGGGGGCACCUCAAAUUUAGGGUAAUCUGAGCUCUUUUUAAAAAGGAAGGAAGGUUAGAUUACACUGGUACAGUGUAAUUUACAGAGACACGCAUCAGGCAAUUCAGAUAAUAGGAUUCCAGCUAUAUAUAAUGUGCAUAUUUAAUACAUGCUUAACUCAUGGCAGGAGUUGUCCUUGCUUUUGUGAAUGCCAUUUUGUAGUUCUAGCAAGCCUGGCAGCUUUGAGGUUCUGUGUAUUGUGUCCUUCACUGCUGAAUUUAGCUAUUCCCCAAGAUUUCAAAGCCAGAUACAUUAGAAAUGCUUUGUAAAAUAUAACAAAUCUAGUAUUCACAGUAGUUACAGAAGAUUUUGAUAUUAGAUGUUUUAAGACCUUAUAGUUCCAGGUUUUUAAGAACCAUUUGUUUUUCAUCUUCAGUUUGAGAAGUAGAAUACUAUUCUACAUGUGUGUGAGGUGUGAACUAAACUAAUGAUGUGCCUAGAAGUGUUGGGGAAGAACUGCAGUUCAGUGCAUCAAGAAAUUUACUGGAUAAUGGCCAUGGUGAUCAGAAAACAAGGGAGCAACCUAGCAAGAGUUAUGACUUACAGCCAAUCCUAGGAACGUUAAUGAAUUUUACAGGAGUUAUUCACAAGUAAGGUGUCUUGGAAUGCAGCUAUGCAAUCUGGUCCAGAGCAUGUUUACUCAGAAGUAAAUACUACUUGGUUUAGUGGGGCUUAUGUAACUUUAAAUACAAUUGCAAUCUUGGCAUCAUCAAAAAAGGCGGGGCAUCGAAUUAGGAUUAAACCACGUUGUGUUUGGUGUGGCUUUCCCCCAGGUAUUUGUCUGUAUAUAUUAACAAGAGUUUUGCCCUCAGAAGUAAGGGGUCACCUUUUUAUUUUUAUUUGUUCAUCCCAGUUUUCUGAAGUAUAGUCUUAGGAGUUUAUCACACGGGAGGAAUUUCUCUUAAUUUCGAAUGAAAAGAAAGUGGGGCCAGAACGCAUU